AUGGGCCAAAAACUUGUGAAGCAGUUCAUUCACCCAGUCCACCGGAGGUCAGUGCGGUCCGUCCUCGGCCAGGCGCUAGCGUCUCAUGAGGUUGCCAACUUCGAGCUCACUCUGUUCACCAAGGAGGGCGAACAGCGGGACAUUCUGCUCAGCGCCACGCCACGGUGGGGGCAGAAUGGGGAGAUCAACGGUGUGGUUUGCGUUGGGCAGGACGUCACCGAGAUGAAAAAACACAGAGAGCGCGCCGAGCGCAUGGCCAACGACUACGCGAGGCUGAUCAAUACUGCCAACGCCCCCAUCUUGGGCACAGAUAAGAACGCUUGCGUUAACGAGUGGAACGGAUGGGUCGCGCAGAAAUCUGGCUAUAGUAAGAUGGAGGUCCGCGGAAAGAUCCUGACCAAUUAUAUCGCGGACACCUCCAAGGCGACGGUCUUGGAUGUGCUUGCAGCUGCAUCGAAGGGCAAUCCCACCGAGACUUUUGAGGUCGAGUUGGCUCCGAAGAAGGACGAGAAGCCGGUCUCUCUGCUGCUCAAUGCCACACCACGUGUGAGCCCGCAGGGCGACAUCAUUGGCGUCAUCUGCGUUGGUCAGGACAUCACUCAUAUCAGGGAGAUUGAGCACAAAAAAUCAAGUUUCAUGGCGAUCGUCAGCCAUGAGCUCAAGUCUCCACUGAACGGCAUCAUUGGCCUCAGCAGCGGCCUGGUGGAGGCGGCCCAGGUGGACACGCUGGCGCACAAGCAGCUGAAGCUGAUCCACAAUUGUGCGAGCAGGCUGUUGGACAUGGUAAAUAACAUAAUGGACGCGUCCGACCUGGUGCAGGACAAGAGGAUGAAGUUCUCGCGUGACCAGGUCCGGAUGGGCGAUGUCAUCGAGGAGGUUGUCGUCCUAUGCAGGAAUUCGCAAGACAGACACGGCAAGAAGCUCAUGAAGGAUGGCGUGCAGCUCAUCUAUGCUGACGUUGAUCUGCCAAACAUUGAGGCAGAUCCGUACCGUUGCACUCAGCUCAUCUACAACUUGGUAACCAAUGCUCUCAAAUUCACCCACCAGGGCUUCGUGGAGAUCACUGCCUCUGCGGACUAUGACAAGGAGGAGAUCUGCGUCGUCAUCAGAGAUACCGGCAUCGGCAUCGCUCCGGAGAGAACGUGGACCGUAUCUUUCAGCCGUUCGACCAGGAGGACCAGUCCUCCACGCGCCGGUACGAAGGGCUCGGCUUGGGCCUGGCCAUCUGCCGGGAGGUCGCGGUUAAGCACGGGGGCUCUCUGUCCGUAG
This is a messenger RNA of Prorocentrum cordatum, 1269 nucleotides long. The record is from the annotation of a GenBank genome assembly. NCBI's taxonomy places the organism in Eukaryota, Dinophyceae, Prorocentrales, Prorocentraceae.